CUUACGAAUCCCUUCCCCUAGUCUCUCUCGGAUGUUUUUUUUUCUUUUAAUUUGGUGGAAGCCAAAGAUCUGAUAACAAUUUUGUAAGCAUUUAUUCAGUUCUGAAGAGAUCCAGUUUCUCUCUCGAUCUCAAAUCCAUGGCGCUUUCAAGUACGAAGCUACUUUUUCUGUUGUUCGCUUUGUCUUACGCGAUUGUCGCCAUUGCAGGAAAGAGCUAUUACGAUAUACUGCAAGUGCCGAAAGGAGCAUCGGAUGAGCAGAUCAAAAGAGCGUAUAGAAAGCUGGCAUUAAAGUAUCAUCCUGAUAAAAACCCCGGCAAUGAAGAGGCCAAUAAGAGAUUUUCUGAGAUUAACAAUGCUUACGAGGUGGUGUCGGAUAGCGAAAAGAGGGGAAUAUAUGAUAGGUACGGUGAGGAGGGCCUGAAAUAGCAUGCUGCCAGUGGAGGCAGAGGAGGAGGAAUGGGGGUCAAUAUUCAGGACAUUUUCAGCUCAUUUUUUGGUGGAGGCUCGGUUGAAGAGGAAGAGAGAAUUGUGAAGGGCGAUGAUGUAAUUGUUGAAUUGGAUGCAACACUUGAAGAUUUGUACAUGGGAGGUACUCUUAAGGUUUGGAGGGAGAAAAAUAUCUUAAAGCCAGCUCCAGGCAAGCGACGCUGUAACUGCAGAAAUGAGGUUUAUCAUAAGCAAAUUGAUCCAGGGAUGUUCCAACAGAUGACAGAACAGGUUUGUGAGCAGUGCCAAAAUGUGAAAUAUGAACGAGAGGGGUACUUUGUCACUGUUGAUAUUGAGAAAGGAAUGCAAGAUGGACAAGAGGUCGUUUUUUAUGAAGAUGGUGAACCUAUAAUAGAUGGAGAACCUGGAGAUUUGAAGCUCCCCAUGAUUGAUUCAGGAGGGAAGGCAAUGACUUGCACACCACAGUCACCAUAACACUUGUUCAAGCCCUUUUUGGUUUUGAGAAGACCAUUAAACACCUUGAUGACGUGGACAUUGGUUCUAAGGUAAGCAUGUAGAUUCGAUUUUAUUCUCUCUGGAAUCAACAAAAUGAUCCAAAAUUAUAAAUAGUUUUGUAUUACAUACUUGGGGUAUUACCAAGCCAAAAUAAGUGAGAGUUGAGAGGUGAAGGAAUACCGUUGCAUUUUAGCAACAAGAAAAGGAGACCUUUAUGUCACCUUCGAGGUUUUGUUCCCGACAUCACUUACGGAGGAUCAAAAGGCAAAAAUCAAAUCAGUUCUUGGCUAGGAUUAUAAGAAUACAAUAUUUGUUUGGGGAGGGUUGGGUCAUAAACUCAUCCCUUUGUAACAUUUGAGGAGGAUACAUAUAAACUAGGAAAUCUGAAGGGUCUCAAAAUUUUCUUCAUUCCCAUUGUCGCCAAUGUGCCCCCUCAUCAACAAAUUAACUUUGCGAUGCCUGAAAAAUGAGGGGAAGGAAAAAUCUUUGGUCUCUAAUACGUUUAAGUUUUCAGCAAUUUGGAGAGGUUUGUUUAGAAUAUGAUUUUUCUUAGGCUCAGCCCGGACGUGAUUAAAAUU
Messenger RNA from Hibiscus syriacus, 1522 nucleotides. Its product is annotated as dnaJ protein ERDJ3B-like. Gene Ontology annotation, biological process: protein folding. Bases 459 to 923 code for a protein of 154 amino acids. The transcript is spliced from 9 exons. NCBI's taxonomy places the organism in Eukaryota, Viridiplantae, Streptophyta, Magnoliopsida, Malvales, Malvaceae. The record is from RefSeq and is a predicted model, not a curated record.